Saitoella complicata NRRL Y-17804 is the source of this 1626-nucleotide messenger RNA. RefSeq names its product putative acyl-CoA dehydrogenase. The transcript is spliced from 2 exons. The record is from RefSeq and is a predicted model, not a curated record. Bases 1 to 1626 code for a protein of 541 amino acids. NCBI's taxonomy places the organism in Eukaryota, Fungi, Ascomycota, Saitoellomycetes, Saitoellales, Saitoellaceae. Gene Ontology annotation, molecular function: flavin adenine dinucleotide binding; oxidoreductase activity, acting on the CH-CH group of donors.
AUGGCUCCAAAGACCUUCACCAAGGACGAAGUUGCCUCCCACAAAGACCCCAGCGGCUCCGGCCUCUGGAUUAUCGUUGACAAUGAAGUCUACGACCUCACCAAGUUCGCCGACGAGCAUCCCGGCGGUAAGAAGAUUCUCUUGCGUAACGCUGGAACGGAUGCCUCGAAACCAUUUUGGAAGUACCACAAUCAGGCGAUUCUGAACAAGUAUAAGGCGAAGUUGCAUAUUGGCUCCGUUGGAGGUGGAGCGAUCGGCGUCACCCCCGCCACCUCCUACGCUGCUCCUAUGCCCUCCGGCUCUAAAUCCACCCCCGUCCAAGACGACGAAGCCGAAAUCCAGUACUUUGGCGACAUGAACCCCUACGCCGACCCCUCCUGGUACCAAGGCUGGCACUCACCCUACUACAAGCCCCACCACCACGCUCUCCGCGCCGAGAUCAGGGAGUUUGUCGAGACGGAGAUUGAGCCAUUCGUGCACGAGUGGGAUGAGGCAAAGGGAAUGCCGAACACCAUUUAUGAGAAGAUGGGACAGAGAGGAUGGUUGGCGGGGUGUUUGGGUGUGAAGUAUCCCACGAAGUAUACGGAUGUUAGGUGUAAGUCCGUUCCGCCUGAGAAGUGGGAUCAUUUCUGUGAGUUGGUUAUUACGGAUGAGUUGUCGCGUUGUGGAUCUGGAGGUGUUGUUUGGAAUUUGUUGGGUGGCUACGGUAUCGGUUGUCCCCCUGUCUUGAAGUUUGGGAAUGAGGAGGUGAAGAAGCGUAUUCUUCCCGACGUCUUGAGUGGCAAGAAGAGGUUUUGUUUGUGCAUCACGGAACCCGAUGCGGGGUCUGACGUCGCCAACCUCGUCACCUCUGCCAAGAAGACGGCGGAUGGGAAGCACUACAUCGUCAACGGCGAGAAGAAGUGGAUCACGAACGGCCUCCUCUCCGACUACUUUACUGUCGCCGUCCGCACGGGCGGCCCCGGCAUGAACGGUAUCUCCCUCCUCUUGAUCGAGAAAACCAUGCCAGGCGUAACCACCCGCCAAAUGAAGUGCCAAGGUGUCUGGGCCUCCGGCACCACCUACGUCGAAUUCGACGACGUCAAAGUCCCUGUCGAGAACCUCAUCGGCAAAGAAAACAAAGGCUUCAAAGUGAUCAUGACCAACUUCAACCACGAGCGUAUCGGGAUUAUCAUCCAAGCUAACCGAUUCGCGCGAGUCUGCUAUGAAGAAGCGUUCAAGUACGCACAGAAACGCAAGACGUUCGGGAAGAAAUUGAUCGAACACCCCGUCAUCCGCGACAAAUUCGCAAACAUGGCUCGUCAAAUCGAAGCAACCCACGCAAACCUCGAACUCGUCAUCUACCAAAUGGAAAAAAUGGGAGACGUGGAAGCUAUGUUGCGUCUCGGUGGUGCAGUCGCUGGUCUCAAGGCGCAGAGUACGAAGGUGUUUGAGCUUUGUGCGCGUGAGGCGUCUCAGGUUUUCGGUGGUUUGAGUUAUUCGAGGGGAGGGCAGGGUGAUAAGGUUGAGAGGUUGUAUCGGGAUGUCAGGGCUUAUGCUAUUCCUGGGGGGAGUGAGGAGAUUAUGCAGGAUUUGAUGAUGAGGCAGGGGAUGAAGGUUGCGCAGGCUCUUGGUGCGAAGUUCUAA